AUGCUCGUGUCGGCUUCCAUGGCGUAUGCCACGGCGCAAGUCCAGGCGGAUAGCCUGGCGGGAAUCCCGGGGAAACGGGAACGGAGGAUCGACGGGGAAUUCGUAACCCGAGAGCGCGAGGAACUCGGGCUCGCCGCAUACUCCCCCGCUUCGAGCCUCUCGUCGUCUGCGCGGCCGUCGCCGUUUCCGCGCAACGCCAUUCCAUCUCUUGACCUCGGCUCGCUGCCGUCGAACGCGGAUGCGCGAAAUCCGCCGCCCAAUGUCGCGCGCGGCAGAGAGGGAGCCUCUGCGGAAAAGCCGAAACUGACUGGACGGGCAGGCGCGGGGAGAGGAACUUCGGGGGAAGCGGCGGCUGGGGCAGCUGUGAAAUCGACUGAAAUCAGGGAAGAGAUUUUUUUCGGGGAAGGCGAAUCUUUCCCGAAAACGCUUCGUACAGGCGGUUACUUCGAUUGCGAAGAUGAAGUAGUUAUGCUUCAACACAAGAUAGAACCAUCUAUGGUAGAGGAGAACAACGGUAAAGCGGUUCAGCGUAAGGAGAUAGAGGAUCAAAGGCUUAGACUGGUUUUGGCGGACGAGGAGGAGUCGGAUGCGGAAGGACCGGUGAGUGCGCGGGAGGAGGGGGAGCUGGCGGCGGAGGGCGCAGCGGAAGAAACGGCGGAGGUAACAAUUGCGGAACGAGACGCCGAGACCGACACGGAGACAAAGGAGACGCGGCUCCGUCGAUUCCUCGAUGACUCCGUUGACUGCGUUGACUGUACCGAACCUGCUGAUUGUGCUGAUGGCUCCCGAAUGGAAGACUCGAGCGUGCCGGGAGCCGUUUCUGCUGCGGUCGCUGCUGAUGCUCCGACCAAGCGCACGCGGAAGAAUGCACGGAAGGCUCGGGGGAAGAAGGCGGGUAAGAAGUCCGCGGGAAAGAAACAGCGCAACAGCGUUGCGGAAAACGAACGGCGAGUGCAGCAUGCCGACGAGGCGGCAGCCGAGGCGCAUGCUGACGUGGCGUCCGAACCCACCUUAGCGAAGGGACCUAGCGGCUUGCUGGCGUCCCCGCUGGCGUCGGCUGCGGAGUCCGCACCGGCGGAAAGGACUUGCGCGGAGGCGGAAAGCAGGAGUGGAAAAGCAACGGAGGGACACGACGCGGAGCUGACGCGAUCGGGAGUGGCGGAAGGCAGCGCGAUGGCGGAAAACAGCGCAGUGGCGGAAGGCAGCGCGGGGGCGGAAAACGUGGCGCAACGCCUGAACGCCCAAGGCGCGGGAACGGCGGACGAGGCGGAAUCGAAAGCGGGAGCAACACACGAACAUCGUAAUCUUACCAAGGUGACUACUAGCGAAUCAUGCGGUGAUGACGUGGAGGAGGAGCUGCACGCGUGCCUGGCGGGAAUGGCGGCGGAAGAGGAGGCGGAUAUCCGGCGGGAGCUGGAUGAUGCGCUGAUUUUUGGUUCAAGCGACGGGGAAGCGGGAGAGGCGGAAGCUGAGGAGAACUGGGGAGAAGAAAGAGGAGCAGGAAGAGGGGAGGAAAGGAUGGGGAAAGGAGACCGUGAAGGAGAAGCAGAUGUGGAGUUUCUUAGAGAAGAUUGUGGAGAGAAAGGGGAGGGAGAAAGGCGGGAGACGGAGAGGGGUGAGCGGGGUUCGACUUUGGACGUUGGUGGAGAAACUGAAGGUGAGGGUAGCGAGUGUAACGAUACGUUUCUUGAGCUGGAAAUCGAUUUGAUUGCGCUGCAGGAAGAGGCGGAGAAGGCGGAAGAGGAGGAGGAAGAAGAAGAGGAAGAAGAGGAAGAGGAAGAGGAGGACGGGGCGGCGGGAAUUGCGGAGGAUGAGGCGGGGGAGUGGAAGGGGGGUGACCCAGAGGAGGAUACGGUACUGGUCGAUGGAGCGGGAGCGGAAGCGGAAGCGGAGGCGGAGGCGGAAGCGGAAGCGGAAACGGAGGCGGAAACGGAGGCGGAAGCGGAAGCGGAAGCGGAAGCGGAAGCGGAAGCGGAAGCGCCGUGCGAAGAUGAUGCAGACGCCUCGGGAAGCGCGGCGGAAGCAGCGGCGCUGCAGCAGCAGGAGGUGCGCAUCGAGGCUGCGGCCACUUCUGGGAGAGAGGAAGCGGGAGAAGCGGAUAAUAAGCAGGAAAACGGAGAAAAUCAUUUUUCGAAAGAGAAGGACCCGGAAUGUGUCUUUGAUGCGCCUCAGGAGCGAGUUCGUUCUCCGGAGCGAAUUCGUUCUCCCGAGCGGGCUCAUCUUGCGGAGGAGGAGGAGGACGCGGAAUGGAUUGCGCUGCUCGAGGAGAGCCUGGCCGAACGCGCGCGGGAGCGGCAGCGGGAGGCGGCGGAACGAGAUGCCGCGCAGGUUGCGGGCGGCGGCGGUGUAAAUCCCUUUGCGCUAGCGCUGGGGGAGAGCGAGGCGGAGGGCGAGGCGGAAGUGGAGGCGGAGAGCGGGGCGGAGGUGGAGGCGGAAGUGGAGGCGGAGAGCGGGGCGGAGGUGGAGGCGGAAGUGGAGGCGGAGGGGGAAGCGGAGGACGACGGGGAGAGUGAGGCGGAAGAAAUCGAGAUGAUCAGCCCGCGAGGAAGCGCGCUGAGCAGCGGAAUUGCGCUCGCCGCUCCGCCGUGUGAGGUGGUGACGGUUGGUGUAGAGGAGAGUGUGGACGAGAGUGACGUGGAUGACGACGAGAGUGACGUGGAUGAGGACGGGAGUGACGUGGAGGAGGACGGAAGUGACAUGGAUGGGGAGCAGAGUGACGUGGAGGAGAGCGACGCAGAAGCGGAUGAGAGUGAGGUGGAGGGGCAGAGUGACGUGGAAGAGGAGCAGAGUGACGUGGAGGAGAUCGAGAUGAUCAGCAACCCGCGGAGUAUGGGGGGAAGCGAGAAGGCGGGAGGAGAGUUGGCCAAUGAAACCAAUGGGGCUGAUGGGGUGGAGAUGAAGGGGAGGGGAGAGGAGAAGCAAGAGGAGGAAGACGAGGAAGAGGAGCGCGGGAGGGAGGAAGGGGAGAUGGAAGUGGAGGAGGGAGGCGCGGAAGCAGCUGUGCUUUCGCCCUUCCCGUCGCCCCUCCCUUCCCCACACCACUCCGACGCCUCUUGCCGGUCAAGUGGAUCCAAGCAUUCAGCCAAGUCAAUCAGGUCAACGGAAUCCAAGCACUCGGUCAAGUCAAAGCAGUCAAUGGGAUCAAGGCGAUCAGCAAACUCACGAACCUCACACGCGGGGUCAAACAAGUCAGACAGAUCCCCAAAAUCAAUCCAGUCAACGCACUCCAAGGCGUCAAACCGAGCAGCUGCCGCCCAGCCUUCCACCACUUCUGCCGCCCAGCCAUUCCAUCUCUUCACCACAGUGACGUCACCCACCAAGCCCUUCUCCCUGCCGGCCGCUGCUGACGUGGCAGUGUUUCGGUUCGCUGUCAGUGGAAAAGGAAAAUGCGGAGGGCGGAGAGCAGCAGCAGCAGCAGCAGCAGCAGCAGCAGCAGCAGCAGCAGCAGCAGCAGCAGCAGCAGAAGCAGCAGAAGGGGAAGGAGGCGGAGAACGAAGGGCAGCAACAGAGGCGGAGCAACGGAUCUCUGACGUCAUCUCCCACUGGAAGGCAGACACCGCCCUCUCCGCCCUCUCUGCCCACUCCGCCUUCCCCCCGCCCAGUCCCUCCACGUCCUUCCCCUCCCCCGCGCUCAGCGCGCACCACCUGCUCUCCGCCUUCCCCCCGCCAUCCCCUGACGCUGCCCUGCGCUUCCUCUGCUCCCCCUCCUUCCCCCCGCCCUCCCCUGGGUGGCCCCUGCGGAAAAUCCGCGUGGUGGGGGGGAACCGGCGCCCUGUCUACUCCCCCGUGCAUAGGCUCAGCAGGGGGGGCGCGGGGGGGUCAAGGGGAGGGGGGGAGGCGGGCGGGAAUAGGUGCGGGGGGGAGGAGGGCGCAGGGGGGUGUGGGAAAUGUGGAGGGGAAUACAAGAUGUGUAGGCCUUUGGGAAGGCUGGAGGAGGGAGAGGGGAAUGAAGGGGAGGAGGGUGGGAGGAGAGGAGGGAGGGGAGAUGGGGGAGAGGCGGGGGAAGGGGGUCGAAAGAGGAGUGUGAAGGCGAGAUGGAGCAAGGUGGUGUCGGUGCCUGCUUCCAUGUUCACUCGCACCGAGUUUGACACGAGGAGGACUCGCUCGGAUAAGACAGGGGCGACCGGGGCAACAGCAACAACAGGACGUCCAGCAGCAGCAGCAGCAGCAGCAACGACAAUAAGCCAGCAGGAGGGCGAGAAGGGAAGCAGCAACAAGAGGAAACCGCAGAGCGUUCUGAAGAGCAUUCGGAAGAUUCGACUGCGGCCGGCCGUCAUCCUUCUCGCAUACUGGCGGGCCAUACGUAACAGCACACGGCCAGGCUUCAUCUUCAGCAAGGCAAUCAAAUCCGCACCACAGGCAGACGCGGCAUCCCCCACGAACGAGCAGAUGCGGGUGGAGGUCGCUGGCCUUCAACUCGCUGCUGCUGCCAGGCCUCGCUACUCCGUCGCCGCAAGGUUCCUUGAACGGGCGAUUGAGGAUCCCAAUACCAACUACACCGUUAUCCAGAACACAACCAUACUACUUCCAUCCAACCAGGCAUUAAUCGACACCCUGCUGCGAGUUUGGGAGAACGGAACUGAAUGGGGGCGUACAAUCACAUACAACAUCAUCAGUGGCUUGUACACUCUCCGUCAGCUGCGCCAGCUGCCGCGUAACGCCCAGAUUCCAACAUUGUUGGAAGGUGCAAACCUGACCAAGUUCAAUACUAGGUUCAGUGUGGCGCUUGGUCAGCCGGACACGAAGCUGUUUACUUGGGCAGUGGUGAAAAUUCCCAACCUGCACAACGGGGUGUUUCUCAAAGUGCAUGGUGUGGAUAGAUGGGUUGUGCCACCAGUGGAAUAG
This is a messenger RNA of Closterium sp. NIES-65, 4845 nucleotides long. The record is from the annotation of a GenBank genome assembly. Lineage: Eukaryota; Viridiplantae; Streptophyta; Zygnematophyceae; Desmidiales; Closteriaceae.